CGGUACUAAAAGUACUUUCACUUGCACAGCGCUGAAUGCUCAGUAUGUUGCCUGAACAGUGCUUAACAAAAUAACACUCGGUACAUUGUAUAUACGCAUGUACCAUCGACAAAAUCUUAUCUUUCUACCAUAUGCAGUUGCCAUGGAAAAACGGACCAUUAGCAGUUAUCAUGAGAUUAAAGCCGUGGAUAGUCGUGAGUUUGUUUUGUGAAAAAAUCGAAAAAUGUAGGAAAUAGCAAGUUGUUUUGUUGUUUUGUGAGCUGCGAAGAGAAAGAUGAUGAAUCUCCUCAAAAGAAGUCACAUAACGUACAGGCCUUUAAAAAAUCAGGAUUGGAGCGAAAUUAGGCCGACAUUUGGGAAGAGGCAUGAGCAGGUGCUCCUGUAUUUUCUACUGAUCCUUAUAGCAUUUAGCAUAAGAGUGAAUUUAUCUGUAGGAAUCAUUGCGAUGACAGAUAAGACAGCUAGCAGUAAUCCAAACAUACCGACGUACGAAUGGCCAGACAAAAGCAUCGUCUUAUCAUCUUUCUUCUGGGGAUACAUCCUGCCUCAAAUCCUGGCCGGUCACCUCGCUAACCAAUAUGGCCCCAAGUGGUUCCUGGUAGCCUCAAUGACAAUUUGCUCAAGUGCAGGGCUCCUUUUGCCUCUUCUUGCCGGGGCUUUCGGUAGCAAAGGAGUCAUGGCAGUUCGUGCUAUCCAGGGGCUUGCCCAGGGGUUCAUCUUUCCAUCUGUACACACUUUGCUGGCGAAAUGGGUGCCCCCUGAAGAAAGAAGUAGAUUGGGGACAUUUGUAUAUGCAGCUGCUCACUUUGGAACCGUGGUGUCUAUGCUGCUGACUGGACUCAUAGCUUCCAGUUGGUAUGGGUGGCCAAUGGUGUUCUACAGCUUCAGUUGCGCUGGACUCAUUUGGGCUUGCAUCUACGCCUUAUUGGGCCACAAUACCCCUGCUACACAUCCUCAUAUCACCAUGGAGGAAAGAUACUUUAUUGAAAGCAGCUUGGGAUAUGGAGAAGGCAAACCAAUAGCUCGAACUCCAUGGAAGAAGAUCUUCACAUCCAAGCCCGUCUGGAGCAUUUUGUUGACACAGAGCGGACAGAACUGGGGAUUUUGGUUACUGCUUACGGAAAUACCUAACUACAUGAGUAACAUUAUGAAUUUCAACAUCAAAUCUAAUAGCGUGUUGUCUGCUUUACCAUACCUUGUGCUGUGGUUACUAAGCUUUGUAUUCAGUUAUGUAGCAGAUCUAUUGAUAAAUAAGAGCAUCUUGAAUAUAGGAGCAACACGGAAAUUGUUCAACUCCAUAGGUUUGAUAGUUCCUGCGAUAGCUUUAGUCUUGCUGGGUAACUCAGAUUACCAUGAUGCUGACAAAGCUGUAGCUCUAUUGGUGAUAGCAGUAGGAGCUAACUCAGCUGUGUUAUGUGGUUAUCAUGUGAACCAUAUAGAUAUAUCUCCAAAUCAUUCGGGUACCAUCAUGGGUAUUACGAAUGGCUCCUCGAAUAUAUUUGGGAUUAUUGCACCACUGUUUGUUCAAUUUAUAGUUACAAACGAGCAUGAUCCAAAUCAGUGGCAGGUGGUAUUUUAUAUAACAUCUGGAAUAUACGUACUCGCUAGCGUGAUAUUUAUAAUUUUCGCUUCUGGGGAAGUCCAGCCCUGGAAUGACGAAAUUUCACCAAACGAUAAAGAAAAAGAGAAAGUCUAGAAUUCCUUAGAGAUCAAACUUGAGAGCUGUGAUGUUAUACUUCAGCAAGUUAAUCUAAUGCAUUGGAAGGCCCUUGAAUGUUAAUCAGUUUGAGAAGACACCAUAGUCAAGGAUCUGAGAAUUACGAAAUAAUUCUUUGUAGCCAAAAACGGAGAUUACUUUAACUUGCUUGUACAAAAAGUUUCGACAAUAAACUGCGUUCUUAUUGGAGAAGA
Messenger RNA from Acanthoscelides obtectus, 1911 nucleotides. The record is from the annotation of a GenBank genome assembly. Lineage: Eukaryota; Metazoa; Arthropoda; Insecta; Coleoptera; Chrysomelidae.